This is a messenger RNA of Hyaloscypha bicolor E, 966 nucleotides long. Its product is annotated as cytochrome b5. The record is from RefSeq and is a predicted model, not a curated record. The transcript has 3 exons. Gene Ontology annotation, biological process: sterol biosynthetic process. Lineage: Eukaryota; Fungi; Ascomycota; Leotiomycetes; Helotiales; Hyaloscyphaceae. Gene Ontology annotation, cellular component: intracellular membrane-bounded organelle; endoplasmic reticulum membrane. Bases 343 to 750 code for a protein of 135 amino acids. Gene Ontology annotation, molecular function: heme binding.
GAUGAAUCGAUAUUUGCAUGUGCUAGAAAGGCCGGUCCCACACGAUAUUUGGGGGAAACUAAACCAAUCGCUUUUGUGCUGACCUGGAACAGUAGGCCUAAUAAGGGCUAGCGCUUCGGCAGAAUGCUCAGCGGAAUGAAGCUCGGGACUUUGACUUUAUCUUCAACAGGACAAUUUGUACUUUCCCCAGUGCGACCACAGCAACCACCCGCCUCUCCCCCUUCUCCUGGCGAAUAUCUCUUUGGUCCUUUGCCAUUGACUCUUGUCAAUCCUGUCGGACUGCGAUAAGCGAACAGACAUCUGCGACUAAUUUUUCUGAGAGUAAACAAGACACGGCUCAACAUGUCUGCCGACAAGGAUUUCACAUAUGCUCAGGUCGCAGAGCACUCGACGAAGAAGGACUUAUACCUUGUGAUCCAUGACAAAGUCUACAACACUACAGCUUUCGUUGAUGAGCAUCCAGGUGGAGAGGAAGUUCUGCUCGAUGUUGGUGGACAAGACGCAACCGAGGCUUUCGAGGAUGUUGGACACAGUGACGAGGCACGCGAGAUUCUUGAAGGCCUGCUCAUCGGAAACUUGAAACGCAAGGAGGGAGACCCAAAACCAAAGCUCUCGACAACCACCUCUGCUACCACUUCUACAAACAAUGCCGCGGGAUUGGGCAUUGGUCUCUAUGCAAUCAUCCUCAUUGGUGCCGGUCUUGCAUUUGGUGCAUACAAGUACUUGCAGACUCAAGAAGGAAAGGCAUAAAGAGUUACAUGCUGAGAUUAGAUAAGUCAAGACUGGUAGUAAUUGUGGUCGAGGAAUGGGACAGUGAGGGACAGAGAGGCACAUUUGCUGCAUUUUCUCGUAUCGUCUACCAGACACUUUCAUGGACCGUUUUCCUCAGUAGCUUAUUGAGAGAGAGGCGUUGAUUGGGUGCAUUUUUCGACUCCUUUUAGAUAGAGAAGCUGCUGUUUCCCUGGG